Molecule: messenger RNA, 357 nt
Organism: Sinocyclocheilus grahami
Lineage: Eukaryota; Metazoa; Chordata; Actinopteri; Cypriniformes; Cyprinidae
Product: 39S ribosomal protein L51, mitochondrial-like
Exons: 3
Coding region: 145-357 (70 amino acids)
Biological process (GO): translation
Cellular component (GO): mitochondrial large ribosomal subunit
Molecular function (GO): structural constituent of ribosome
Source: RefSeq, a predicted model, not a curated record
AAAAGCGUUCAAUGGCUGCAGCAGUGCUGCGCACACAUGAUAUCACACCGGUAUCGCUAGCUUUAUCUAGAGGAUUUUCAAGUACAUCACAUUCAGGUGUCAUUUAAAAGCUCUUUCUCAUUUUCAACGCGGACUUGCUGAAGCAUGUGUGUGUUUGGAGGAGCGCUGAGGCGCGCGCUGACCGCCUGUCAAUCAUCGGCUCUGCUGUGCGCGAGACUCUUCAGCGCAGGCUCGUGCGCUAGGAUACGAAUGCACGCGGUUCCCAAACUGAGAGAGCUGGAUCGAUGGACGGAGAAGAGAAGCAUGUUUGGAGUCUAUGACAACAUCGGGAUCUUGGGUAAGCGCAUUCAAACUUAA